Oncorhynchus gorbuscha (pink salmon) is the source of this 1058-nucleotide messenger RNA. RefSeq names its product zinc finger protein 180-like. The transcript has a single exon. Gene Ontology annotation, biological process: negative regulation of transcription by RNA polymerase II; regulation of immune system process; regulation of cytokine production. The record is from RefSeq and is a predicted model, not a curated record. NCBI's taxonomy places the organism in Eukaryota, Metazoa, Chordata, Actinopteri, Salmoniformes, Salmonidae. The annotation marks the transcript as partial.
CACAGGGAGAAGCCUUAUAGCUGUAAUCAAUGUGGGAAGAGUUUUACUCAUUCAAGUAAUCUGAAAACACACCAGAGAACACACACAAGAGAUAAGCCUUACAGCUGUGAACAGUGUGGCAAGAGUUUUACUCAGGCAAGCAACCUGGUAUCACACCAGAGAACACACACAGGAGAGCAGCCAUACAGAUGUGAUCAGUGUGGCAAGAGUUUUACUCAGUCAAGCAACCUGGUAUCACACCAGAGAAUACACACAGGAGAGCAGCCGUAUAGCUGUGAGCAAUGUGGGAAAAACUUUUCUCGGGGAGAACGCCUUAAAGAGCACCAGAGAACACACACAGGGGAGAAGCCUUAUAUCUGUGACCAGUGUGGCAAGAGUUUUACUCAGUCACGCAACCUGCUAUUACACCAGAGAACACACACAGGAGAGCAGCCAUAUAGCUGUGAGCAAUGUGGCAAGAGUUUUACUCAGUCAAGCAACCUGGUAUCACACCAGAGAACACACACAGGAGAGCAGCCAUAUAGCUGUGAGCAAUGUGGGAAAAGAUUUUCUCGGAUAGAACACCUUAAAGGACACCAGAGAACACACACAGGGGAGAAACCUUAUAGCUGUAAUCAGUGUGGGAAGAGUUUUACUCAGUCAAACAGCCUGAAUAGACACCAGAGAACACACACAUGAUAGAAAUCAUAUAGCUGUAAUCAGUGUGGGAAGAGUUUUAUCACCAGAGAGCACACACAGGAGACACUGAUCUGCUCUGACUUUGAAGAGCUUUGCUUCCCUAAGAAACCUGACACAACACCAGAGAACACACACAGGAGAGAAGCCUUAUAGCUGUGAUCAGUGUGACAAGAGAUACUCUCAUUCAAGUGGUCUGAUUCAACAUCAGAAAAUACAUGCAGGAGAUCCACAGGGUGUAGAAUAACCGACACCAGACCUAUAUACAUCAAAUCACAUUUUAUUUGUCACAUACACUUGUUUAGCAGAUGUUAUUGUGGGUGUAGAAAAAUGCUUGUGUUUCUAGCUCCAACAGUCAAAUUAACAAUACACACAAUAUAAAG